This is a messenger RNA of Podospora anserina S mat+, 1767 nucleotides long. RefSeq lists its product as uncharacterized. Gene Ontology annotation, molecular function: NAD+ binding. The coding region runs from base 1 to 1767 and encodes 588 amino acids. The record is from RefSeq and is a predicted model, not a curated record. The transcript has 2 exons. NCBI's taxonomy places the organism in Eukaryota, Fungi, Ascomycota, Sordariomycetes, Sordariales, Podosporaceae.
AUGGAGGCCACAAGUCGCACCGCCCUCCCUGAUGGCGGCGGUCAGAAAAAGAAGGUCAAGGGUCGCAGCAAGUCGCCCAAGUCGCCCACCACCACUUCCAACGGCGCAUCAUCUGAAAUCGCCAGAAAGUCGAGCACUCGUGUCAGGAAUGUUGUCGACUACGACGAAAAGAGGGCUUUUGUCGGCUUGGACAGCGAUCCUGUUGUCCCCCCUCCUCCUCCCCGCCGGCAGUCGCCCCCCUCUGCUCACCAGAAUGGCAGCAACGGCAGCGCUGCUGUCAAGAAGACUGCUCACAACUCUGGCAACGGCAGUGGCCUCACUGAGCUCGAGGAGCGCGUCCAGGAUUUGGGCGACUCGUGGGAGACGGAGUCUCUGCUGAACGACAUUCUUGGCGAUGUUCACGAGGAUAGGUUCUUCACCGAUGACGCCGAUGCCUGCACCCCAGAAGAGGCAAUCCAAUACCGCCAAAUGCUCCGCGCUUUGGGUCCUGAGAUCUUUGUCCAGCGCACCGUCGACGCCGGCCGCAUCACAGCCAAGAAGCUUCUCACAGCUUUUGGCGUCCGCCCACCGGACUUUUUGGAAGGCCAAGACGACGACGCCUACUUUUCUCUCCUGAGCUAUGCGUUCACGAGGGAGCUCAAAAAGCGCGCCAAACUGACACGGUACAACACGGUCGACGACGCCGUCGCCCUCCUCAAAGAAAAGAAGAACAUCAUCGUCCUCACGGGCGCGGGCAUCUCCACCUCGCUCGGCAUCCCCGACUUCCGCUCGGCCGGCACGGGCCUCUACAGCAAACUCGCCCAUUUGGGACUGAACGAUCCGCAGGAGGUGUUUGACCUGUCGGUCUUUAGGCAAGACCCGACGAUUUUUUACUCGGUGGCGAAGGAUAUCUUGCCGAGCGAGGACCGGUACACGCCGACGCAUCAGUUUAUCAGGAUGCUUCAGGAGCGGGGGAAGCUGUUGACGAAUUACACGCAGAACAUUGACAACUUGGAGUCCAAGGCAGGGAUUUUGCCCGAGAAGCUGGUUCAGUGUCAUGGGAGUUUUGCCACGGCGAGUUGUGUCAAGUGUGGGGAGAAGGUUGUGGGCGACAGUAUUUUUGCGGAGAUCAAGGCGGGGAAGAUUCCUCGGUGCAGGAAGUGUCCUUCUGGGCAGUCUCGAUCUCAGUCGCGAAAGAGAAAGACAGCCAACUCUUCCAACUCGAAACGUCGCCGGGAUUUCGACCGGGACAGCAAUUCCGACUCGGAAUUUGAUCUUGUCUCUUCAUCAGCGGGGGUGAUGAAGCCGGAUAUUAUUUUUUUCGGGGAGCCGCUCCCGGAUGAGUUUAGUCAGAGGCUGACGCAGCACGAUGUCGACAGGGUGGACUUGGUGAUUGUCAUCGGGACGAGCUUGAAGGUUGCGCCGGUGAGCGAGGUGGUGCCGUACCUGCCGAGCCACAUACCGCAGAUUUACAUCAGUCGGGAGGCGAUUGGGCACAAUAAUUUUGACAUUGACUUGUUGGGGGAUUGUGAUGUUGUUGUGGCGGAGCUGUGCAGGAGGGCGGGGUGGGAGUUGGGGCAUGAGAUGGUGCCGGAGGGGCAGGUGGUUGAGGUUAAGGCUGUGGAGGGGUGGGGGAGCAGGUGGGUUUUUAAAGAGGUGAAGGACGGGGAUAAGGAGGAUGGGGUGAAGGAUGGGGUGAAGGAUGGGGUGAAGGAUGAGAUGAAGGAGAAGAAUGGGGAGAGUGGGAAGGGGAAGAGGGGGAAGAAUGGCGGCGGGGGAAAGAAGUAA